This is a messenger RNA of Trichoderma atroviride IMI 206040, 354 nucleotides long. RefSeq lists its product as uncharacterized. The record is from RefSeq and is a predicted model, not a curated record. Lineage: Eukaryota; Fungi; Ascomycota; Sordariomycetes; Hypocreales; Hypocreaceae.
AUGUCUAUGGAGCUGUGUGCCACACCAUGCCAACAAGAGUCAAAAACCUCGUGGCUCGGCAGUCUAGCAGGCCCUGCACGACUUACUCAGGCACCGCACUAUCGUCGUUCGGCUCAGCCGGUGUCAGUGUCGUUUAAGCAUCGGUCGAACCGUGGCUUUCAACACAACCCAGCCCUGCCUUACCAUCAGAAGCGGACUCGCAAGGAGUGGGAAAAAUCCGGAAAGAAGCAUACUGAGCACCUCGACCGUCGUGAUGAACAAGAUGGCCGAAAUGGACCAAAGGCAGAGCAAAAGCUUGUCCCGAGCACCCUCUUAUUGAAAACAGGGCCUGCGUGGUUCAAGAGGAGUGUAUAG